Amoebophrya sp. A120 is the source of this 2429-nucleotide messenger RNA. NCBI's taxonomy places the organism in Eukaryota, Dinophyceae, Syndiniales, Amoebophryaceae. The record is from the annotation of a GenBank genome assembly.
CAGCUUGCGCUGCAGCCCUUAUGGAACUGUCACUGUCAGGGUCGAAAUCGAUUUAGUUGAAAAAACAACCUGUACUAACGCAUAAAAUGCGACAGCAACACCGACGCAAAAGGCGACAAUUCUACUGCAGAGGAUGCAAACGAGGUAGAUUCUGCUAACGGUCGUGGUCGUCAGAAGUUUGGCUACUGACUAGCAUGACAGCGAGGGGCUUCUUUGCGGCCCUAAACAGCAUGACAGAUUCGCUUCCGGUUGUACGGGCGAAAUUUGUCAUGUGCCGACUUCUAUACUUUCUCAAUCUAUGGGCGUCUAACUGGAGGUUGUAGCGGUUUUAUGCAUAAUUUUUGCAAAUUUUUUAACUUUGUCGAUUUCAAUCCUGACGCUUCCAUAGCCCUCAUCGACUGAAUAAUGCCUCGUCCUCGACGCGAAGAUCAUCUGCGGAGAGCGGAGAACGUAAACAAGAAAGCGCGGCCGUGCCAGGAGCUUUGGUCGUGCCGGAGAAUCUAUGCAGUCCUGUGACCGGCCUACGGGCCGCGGGUGCGGGUGCCGCAGCUGCUGCUGGAUCUGGCUCUGGUUGUUCAUCGGGUGGAACAUCAACCCAUGUCGUAAAUACAGAUGAAGAUCAUAGCACUACACCGGCCAGGGUGGAACUGCAUCAAACCGAGACAGAAAAAACAGGUAGUUCAUCUUCUGGCAGCGCGACCUCCGACAUUUCCUCGGACCGCGCCCCCCUGAUGAAUUCCUACACAAGAACUCCGCCUCCAGAUAUUCGACCUGGUGCGUACACUCGAUUUUUGUCUGUUGCCAAGCAGAUUUUUCUCAGGGAACCGCACGCGCUUGCAGUUCUGUUGCGCCGCACGCUUCAGCCGGGCGUCAUUAGGAAAGGGACAGCGGGGCGAGCGGUUGUAUCACCGCUCCAGCUAUCGUCGCUCAAUUCCGGAAAUCAUAGUCAUGUUCCUUUGAAGAUGCUGCCCUUGACGGUGGGGCAGAAUGACCCGGAUCAACUAUGGAACGGCCUGGAAAAGCUGCGCCAAAGCGCGGACCGGCAGUUUGCCAAGGUCCGGUGCGAUCGCGGCUCGCCCGACGGCUACGCCGGAGGGUAUGACCACCCACUCUCGUUCGAUAACUCGAGAAGCACUUUGGUCACGGAACUCUACGCAAACUCGUGGGAGCGGGCGCUAAACGGUAUGUAAAAAUGCUGUAAGUAUGUAGUAAAAGACCAAAAAAGAAGAAGUUGUUGAGCUGAUUUAUUUGUUCUGUUUUAUUUCAUAUGGCAAUGGCAAUAAAAUGCAAAUGGAGCUAUCACGACCCUGUGUGAUCAAUCAUUCCUUCCACACAGGUGUUCUGCAGGCCACGGUGACGAGCAGAAUGCUACUUUUUGUCAAAGGCCUCGCCAUAUGCAUUGCAAAUAUCGAUCUGGGUCUGGAAGGAUGCAAGGUUUUUCGUGCUUGUCUGGCAUGACUGAAAAGUUUGUGACGCCGCGUGUCCAAGAAGACACCCUUUGCUUGGCUUGUCAUGCAAAAACGCAGCUUGUCAUGCAGAAGGCGCAAUAAUACUAAGCCGCGCAAAUAUUUCUCAUGCUUGGCUGUGCCUUGCAGAGCAUUCAUCAUUUGCAGCUGCAUAGCAUCACAAGUUUCCAGAUGCAGACAUAUUUGCAUUGGAUACGCCACCAUUCCCCUCGGCCCUUUCGACAACAUUCAGUUUCGAGGGCGGAACACAAAGAAAAUUCUAAGUGGGCUGCUGUCGUCCGCAUUUGUGAUUUGCGGAAAUGUGUACCACACGACGAUCCACCAUUUUCUUACCGACGCAAAGCUGCAAAAGAAUCUCCUUCGCUUCGCACGAGUCAUAUUCCGUUAUGCCGCCCGGAAUACGAGGUCGAGACAGGCAACAUCUUCGUCCUCGGUUCUUUCAUCUACAAGUUCUACUUUCGCCGGUUUCUUCGAGCCUUGGGUGCUAUCAAAAUCAAAACAGAUCCCCCCACCUCAUACUCAAACUGGAAAUUUGUGAUGCUGAUUUGUGGCCGCAAAUCAUGUUCUGUUGUCAUGCUAGAAGGCACCAAAAGAUGCGGACUGUAGGGCUGGCUGGCGUGCUGGGAAGGCCUUGCAUCUAGCUACUUCAGCGCGACAGGAGGCAACUGGAAGUAGUGGGAAACAGCAUGUUGACAAAUUGUCUCCAAACAAGGCCACAACUGCGUCUCUUGUCGCUCUUUUAGCAAUACAAACCGAUAAUUUGUGUACGCGCUACAUCCAGCAGCACAAAUUUCCUGUCCGAUAUGGGGAGUUUGGGGGAUUUUUCCUCACAAUAGGUCCCGGACGCUGUUCUGUUGUCCAGUCUUGCCUAUCGGGAUAUCGUCCUGGGUCUGGACAGCGGCGGCGGGGGGCCAAAAAAAUUUCUUCUCCGCCUUCUCAAUGGCGCGGCGGAAACGACUACGA